Messenger RNA from Scatophagus argus, 1208 nucleotides. RefSeq names its product caspase-3-like. The record is from RefSeq and is a predicted model, not a curated record. NCBI's taxonomy places the organism in Eukaryota, Metazoa, Chordata, Actinopteri, Scatophagidae. Gene Ontology annotation, biological process: keratinocyte differentiation; apoptotic process; proteolysis. The transcript has 7 exons. Bases 128 to 1012 code for a protein of 294 amino acids. Gene Ontology annotation, cellular component: cytoplasm.
UACUUUUCAUUGCUGUCCCGCCCAUACAGGGAGUAACGAUCCUGAUUGGCUGAGAGUUUCAGGCCUGUACUUUAAGCAACAAUUUGACAUUUCCUUUAAUGACUCAACCGUGUUACUAAAACGGAAGAUGGCUGAGUGUCGAGGUGAUGGUGACCCGCAGAGUAAUGAGGACGCAGUGGAUAACUUUAAGUUUUUCUCAAAGAGAGGGCCCACAGGACCUACAGAACAAAAGGAGUCUACUUCCGUCAGCAGCAGCCAUAAAGAAGGAGUCUCUGACCCUUACCGCUACAAGAUGGACUAUCCCUGCCUUGGAAUCUGUCUGAUUAUCAACAAUAAGAACUUCCAUCCUAAGACACAGAUGAGUUCUCGUACUGGGACAGAUGCCGAUGCUGCUCUCGCUGUGAAGACCUUCACUGCUCUGGGAUACAAGAUUAGAAUUUUCAAUGAUCUGACCAUGAAAGAGAUGACACAACUGAUGUUAAAUGUGUCCCAGGAGGACCAUAGUGAUCGCGCGUCGUUUGCGUGUGUGUUGCUAAGUCAUGGAGACGAGGGCUUGAUAUAUGGAACUGAUGGCCCAGAAAAGUUUGAAAACCUGACAAAGUGCUUCAAAGGACGUCACUGCAAGAGUCUGUUGGGGAAACCGAAGCUCUUCUUCAUACAGGCAUGCCGUGGCAUGCAGCUGGACGAUGGAGCCUUCAUCGAGGUCGACAGUGUAGACGAACAAACAUCAGAGAGGAUUCCUACGGAGGCAGAUUUCCUGUAUGCUUAUUCCACUGCUCCAGGCUACUACUCGUGGAGAAACACAUCCAAAGGCUCCUGGUUCAUGCAGUCGUUGUGCGAGAUGCUGCUGCGUUACCACAGAGAACUGGAGCUCAUGCAAAUCAUGACUCGAGUCAACCACAAGGUGGCGCUGUACUUCGAGUCUUCCUCCUCUCUGCCUGGGUUUGAUGGCAAGAAGCAGAUCCCCUGCAUCGUGUCGAUGUUGACGAAAGACUUCUACUUUCCUGUCUAGAUCAAGAAACCUUUUUUUUUUUUUAACCAUUUGCCAGUUUCUGUCUAAAGCAGAUAAUCUGAUUUCUGCUCCCUGUGACCAAAUCUUGUUAAUUUGAAUGCACUGUCAUUACUACACAUUAAGUGUAGUCCUCUGGGAAACAUGUUGGUGUUGAUCAUUAUGUUUUUACAGAAAAAUAAAAGGCACUGGAACUCUA